AUUUGACAGUAGUGGGCGGUCGGACGCAUGCGCACAACGUGGAAUUGGAAAAUAAUCUUGAACAGCUGUAGCUACCAUUCUUAUUAUACCUCAGUGGUAUCUACCAAAAAUACUAGUAACUGUCUGCUGCUGUAUUGUAGCCAUCUGUAGGUUCUGUACAGGGAGUCGGAGGAAGAGAAAUAGUUAGCUCGUGCCGCUAACUGGCACAAUGUCACUGCAAAGGUGUCAAACUGAUUGGGAAGAAAUUGACCAAGAAUAUCAACAAUUACAGGUAGGCCUAUGUGAAGCCGGUUUGACAGCUAGCUAACUUUAGUGCGUGGCGUGGACUACCGCCAGUUCGCAAGAGAGGAGAAUGAUAUAGCUACGAUUGUCAACUCAGUUUGGUAGCUUGCUAGCUAGUUAGCUUGCUAGCUAGCCUGUUAGGUAGUUAGCUUUCUAUCUAGCCUGCUAGUUAGCUUGCUAGCUAGCCUGCUAGAUAGCUACCUUAGUUAACCCAGCAUACUAACUUGACAAAAGGUUAUCAGUUAACGUUAUUAUUAGACACAAUAUUUAUUUUGUAUUCAGGAACUUUCCAAUAUAAUUAUGCUGAACAAAAAUAUAAAAGUAACAUGUAGUGUUGGUCCCAUAUAAUGAGCUGAGCUGAAAUAAAAGGUCCCAGAAAUUUUCCAUAUGCACAGAAAUAUUUUUCUCAAAUGUUGUGCACAUUUGUUUACAUCCCUGUUAGUGAGCAUUUCUCCUUUGCCAAGACAAUCCAUCCACCUGACAGGUGUGGCAUAUCAAGAAGUUGAUUUAACAGCAUGAUCAUUAUACAGGUGCACCUUGUGCUGGGGACAAUAAAAGGCCACUCUAAAAUGUGCAGUUUUGUCACACAACGCCACAGAUGUUUCAAGUUUUGAGGGAGCGUACAAUUGGUAUGCUGACUGCAGGAAUGGCCACCAGAGCUGUUGCCAGAGAAUUUAAUGUUCAUGUCUCUACCAGAAGCCGCCUCCGUCAUUUGGCAGUACGUCCAACCGGCCUCUCAACCUCAGACCACAUGUAUGGCGUUGUGUGGGCGAGCGGUUUGUUGAAGUUAACGUUGUGAACGGAGUUCCUCAUGGGGCGAUGGGGUUAUGGUAUGGGCAGGCAUAAGCUACGGACAUCGAACACAAUUGCAUUUUAUCGAUGGCAAUUUGAAUGCACAGAGAUACCGUGACGAGAUCCUGAGGCCCAUUGUUGUGCCAUUCAUCCUCCGCCAUCACCUCAUGUUUCAUCAUGAUAAUGCACAGCCCCAUGUCGCAAGGAUCUGUACACAAUUCCUGACAGCAGAAAAUGUCCCAGUUCUUCCAUGGCCUGCAUACUCACCAGACAUGUCACCCAUUGAGUACGUUUUGGAUGCUCUGGAUCGACGUGUUCCAGUUCCUGCCAAUAUCCAUCAACUUCGUACAGCCAUAGAAGAGUGGGACAACAUUCCACAGGCCACAAACAACAGCCAGAUCAACUCUAUGCGAAGGAGAUGUCUCGCUGCAUGAAGCAAAAUGGUGGUCACACCAGAUACUAACUGGUUUUCUGAUCCACGCCCAUACCUUUUUUUUUAAAGGUAUCUGUGACCAACAGAUGCAUAUCUGUAUUCCCAAUCCAUAGAUUAGGGCCUAAUGAAUUUAUUUCAAAUGACUGAUUUUCUUAUGAACUGUAACUCAGUAAAAUCUUUGAAAUUGUUGCGUUUUAUAUUUUUGUUCAGUAUAGUAUCCUGGGGUAUGCAAGUCAGGUUUAAUUGAAUUGGUGCAGAUUUAAUAUCUGGAAAUUUGGCCAAUGAAUGGCAAAUGUUAACUAGCAAGAAUAGCCUGUUGAAGUAAUAAUAACCAGCAAGCAAACUUAAGUUGUUUUUUAUAGUGAAAUCCCCCAAAUUGUAACCUUGGCGCAGUUAAAUCAGUCAAACCAAUGCAGGUAUGUAGCAAAUAAGGGUCACUUUACCCAGGGCGCAGUGGCUUCCUUCCCUCUCAUUUCCUUAUUGACACCACUUGAAAGGACAGGAUAAGUUCAAUGAUAUUGCAAAUGCAAUGCUGCCUUCCAUCCACCUGUUAUAUUCUGCAUGAUCAAGGAUUAGCCUCAAACUCUCCUUAGAAAUGAAAGGGGGAUCUGUCCUAGACCUGAACCUAUCCAUCACUGCAUGCCUAAACUCUAUCUUUGGUGAAAAUAAUUGCCGAUUUCACAGACUAUCUGCUGUCAACAUAUUUGAGUACUGGUGAACAAUCUUCGCUUAUUUAUUUACAUUUUAUUUCUAGGAAACUCACAAAGUGUACAGACAGAAGCUCGAUGAGCUCACCAACCUCCAGGCAACAUGCAGCAGUGCCAUUAGUAAACAGCGGAAGAGUCUAAAAGACCUCAGGCACAGUCUGUGCAAGUAAGUAGCCCACUCUUAGUGCUGGCAGUUGACACGGAAUGGUUGUCUUAUUUUCCAUAACUAGGACCUGAGCAUUUAAUAGUUUAAUUUUAUUCUACAGGUGCACAAAAACAAGUGAUGAGAAAGAAACGGAACUGAUCAAAGACAUCCAAAUGCAAAUGAAAGACAAAGAGAAUUUCUUCUUUGAUAUGGAAGCCUAUUUGCCUAAGAAGAAUGGGUCAGUGUAUUUGAGGACAUGAUUAUUUAAUUUUUACCAUAUGAGGGUGUCAAAGCAUAUUGUAAAAUGUUGCAGUCUCUUUUCAGAUUGUACUUAAAUUUGGUCCUUGGCAAUGUGAAUGUAACACUUCUCAGCAACCAGGCAAAGUAAGUGUGUUGCUUCCGCUUUAACAAAAUAUCUGUAUUCAGUCACAUCCGCAUGGUUUCUGCAUAUGACCCACUGUUUGUUCUAUUCUCUGGAGCAGAUUUGCCUAUAAAGAUGAAUAUGAGAAGUUCAAGCUUUUUAUGACAAUAAUCUUGAUGUUUGGGGCCAUAACCUGUCUCUUUUUGCUCAAUUACCGGUGAGUUGGUUACACUAUGCCUUUGAUGUUUCCUCGUAGCAUCUUUUAAUGUUUAAUCAAAGCAAAGUAGUUGUAAAUGUCUGUGUUUUGUUGUUGCAGUGUCACAGAUGAAAUCUUCAACUUCUUGCUGGUUUGGUACUACUGCACUUUGACCAUAAGGGAAAGCAUCCUCAUGAGCAAUGGGUCCCGGUGAGCUACUAAGCUUUUUAUGUGACUAUUUAUUAAGUCAGUGAGAUCAAAAUACUAUACUUGUGCCGACCUAGUUCUGCUUCUUAAUUCUAAUUCCACUCCAUGUGUCCUUUCAGGAUCAAAGGGUGGUGGGUCUCCCAUCAUUACGUCUCUACCUUCCUAUCAGGUGUAAUGCUUACCUGGUAAGUGCUUUUAUUUAUUUUCAACUUAAAUUAAUUGCUGUUGGUCAAAAGCAAAACAUCUGUUGGCAGUUGCCCUCAAAGUUUUUCUGACAAGCAGUUUGAUUGAUAAAUGUUAUGCGAUCACAUGUAUUGAUUGGUUGCUCUGUCUGUUUCUUCUCAAAGGCCAGAGGGGUCCAUGUAUCAGAUGUUCAGAAGUCAAUUCCUUGCCUUCUCCAUUUACCAGAGUAAGCAUCUACUUUCUCUAUUUAUACUGAACAAAAAUAUAAACGCAACAUGUAAAGUGUUGGUCCCAUGUUUCAUGAGCUGAAAUAAAAGAUUCCAGAAAUCUUCCAUACACACAAAGCUUAUUUCUCUAAAAUGUUGUGCACAAAUUUGUUUACAUCCCUAUUAGUGUGCAUUUCUCCUUUGCCAAGAUAAUCCAUCCAGCUGACAGGUGUGGCAUAUCAGGAAGCUGAUUAAACAGCAUGAUCAUUACACAGGUGCACCUCAUGCUGGGGACAAUAAAGGCCAAUCUAAAAUGUGCAGUUUUUUCACACAACACAAUGCCACAUACAGUGGGGAGAACAAGUAUUUGAUACACUGCCGAUUUUGCAGGUUUUCCUACUUACAAAGCAUGUGGAGGUCUGUAAUUUUUAUCAUAGGUACACUUCAACUGUGAGAGACGGAAUCUAAAACAAAAAUCCAGAAAAUCACAUUGUAUGAUUUUUAAGUAAUUAAUUUGCAUUUUAUUGCAUGACAUAAGUAUUUGAUACAUCAGAAAAGCAGAACUUAAUAUUUGGUACAGAAACCUUUGUUUGCAAUUACAGAGAUCAUACGUUUCCUGUAGGUCUUGACCAGGUUUGCACACACUGCAGCAGGGAUUUUGGCCCACUCCUCCAUACCUUCUCCAGAUCCUUCAGGUUUCGGGGCUGUCGCUGGGCAAUACAGACUUUCAGCUCCCUCCAAAGAUUUUCUAUUGGGUUCAGGUCUGGAGACUGGCUAGGCCACUCCAGGACCUUGAGAUGCUUCUUACGGAGCCACUCCUUAGUUGCCCUGGCUGUGUGUUUUGGGUCGUUGUCAUGCUGGAAGACCCAGCCACGACCCAUCUUCAAUGCUCUUACUGAGGGAAGGAGGUUGUUGGCCAAGAUCUCGCGAUACAUGGCCCCAUCCAUCCUCCCCUCAAUACGGUGCAGUCGUCCUGUCCCCUUUGCAGAAAAGCAUCCCCAAAGAAUGUUUCCACCUCCAUGCUUCACGGUUGGGAUGGUGUUCUUGGGGUUGUACUCAUCCUUCUUCUUUCUCCAAACACGGCGAGUGGAGUUUAGACCAAAAAGCUCUAUUUUUGUCUCAUCAGACCACAUGACCUUCUCCCAUUCCUCCUCUGGAUCAUCCAGAUGGUCAUUGGAAAACUUCAGAUGGGCCUGGACAUGCGCUGGCUUGAGCAGGGGGACCGUGCGUGCGCUGCAGGAUUUUAAUCCAUGAUGGCGUAGUGUGUUACUAAUGGUUUUCUUUGUGACUGUGGUCCCAGCUCUCUUCAGGUCAUUGACCAGGUCCUGCCGUGUAGUUCUGGGCUGAUCCCUCACCUUCCUCAUGAUCAUUGAUGCCCCACGAGGUGAGAUCUUGCAUGGAGCCCCAGACCGAGGGUGAUUGACCGUCAUCUUGAACUUCUUCCAUUUUCUAAUAAUUGUGCCAACAGUUGUUGCCUUCUCACCAAGCUGCUUGCCUAUUUUCCUGUAGCCCAUCCCAGCCUUGUGCAGGUCUACAAUUUUAUCCCUGAUGUCCUUACACAGCUCUCUGGUCUUGGCCAUUGUGGAGAGGUUGGAGUCUGUUUGAUUGAGUGUGUGGACAGGUGUCUUUCAUACAGGUAACGAGUUCAAACAGGUGCAGUUAAUACAGGUAAUGAGUAGAGAACAGGAGGGCUUCUUAAAGAAAAACUAACAGGUCUGUGAGAGCUGGAAUUCUUACUGGUUGGUAGGUGAUCAAAUACUUAUGUCAUGCAAAUUAAUUACUUAAAUCAUAUAAUGUGAUUUUCUGGAUUUUUGAAGUGUACCUAUGAUAAAAAUUACAGACCUCUACAUGCUUUGUAAGUAGGAAAACCUGCAAAAUCGGCAGUGUAUCAAAUACUUGUUCUCCCCACUGUAUGUCUCAAGUGUACAAUUGGCAUGCUGACUGCAGGAAUGUCCACCAGAGCUGUUGCCAGAGAAUUGAAUGUUCCUUUCUCUACCAUAAGCCGCCUCAACGUCAUUUUAGAGAAUUUGGCAGUACGUCCAACUGGCCUCACAACCGCAGACCACGUGUAAUCACGUCAGCCCGGGACCCCCACAUCCGGCUUCUUCACCUGCGGGAUCGUCUGAGACCAGCCACCCGAACAGCUGAUAAAACGGAGGAGUAUUUCUGUCUGUAAUAAAGCCCUUUUGUGGGGAAAACUCAUUCUGAUUGGCUAGGCCUGGCUCCCCAGUGGGUGGGCCUGGCACCCAAGUGGAUGGGCCUAUGCCCACCCAUGGCUUCUCCCCUGCCCAGUCAUGUGAAAUCCAUAGAUUGGGGCCUACUGAAUUUAUUUCAAUUGACUGAUUUUCCUUACAUGAACUGUAACUCAGUAAAAUCAUAUACAUUUUUGCAUGUUGCGUUCAUAGUUUUGUUCAGUGUGUGUGUAUAUAUAGUAAAACAUUCUAAUAAUAACCUGCACAAUAUAGCCUAAAUUACUGUAAUGUAAGUGCAUGUCAUUACUCAUACAUUAUUGAUUGUAAAAGUGUUUGAUUUAUUUAUUCAUCGGUAUGUUUUUCAGGCUUUGUGCAUUUUCUUCAAUAUUACUACCAAAGUGGCUGCUUAUACCGGUUACGUGCUUUGGGGGAGAGCACUCAGUUGGACCUCACAGUGGGUAAGAUGAGCUCCUUUGCAGUGAGGACUGUUUCUAAGGCUUUCUUAUUGGUUAUGACUUGGGAAACCCCCUGUGAGCUUUUGAACCAUUUACAAGACAUUUGUGUGUGUGUUAAUAGUUGUUACAAUGAAGUGGGCCACAAGCAACCCCAUGACUGCAAAAAUGGGACAAAGGUGGGGUUUUACCCUUGAGCAAGUUGGUUCUCUUCCAUGUUGAAUGAAAUCCCAGUUGUCGGAAUACCUUGCUUAACGUCAUACACUCUUUGAAUCUCAAGUUUUCCCUUCUACUGCACAACAUUUUAAUUAUGAUAGAAAAAUGUAUUUCUUGCUGACCAGAGUGAGCUGAUGGGGAACAUCUCGCAAUCAGUUUGCAGCUGCCCGUUGAACAGAGUAUUGGUUCUGACAUACAGAAUGUUUAGCUCUGUUUUUGGUAUAGCUUACUGUACUCUCCUUACCAUGAUGUGUCUAGUGAUUAACCUGUACCCCUGACAAAGCUAGUUGAACUGGAUGUUAACAUGCUGUCUUUCUGUAGUUUGUGCCUUACUGAAUGUUAAUUUCCCACCUUAAGUAAUGUAUGUGUCUGUUUUGCAGAGGGGUUUCAGUCAUGGAUGUGGAGAGGACUCACCUUCCUCUUGCCAUUUCUGUUUUUCGGCCAUGUAAGUCAAACACAGGACUACCACACAGCUCCUAAGUAUGGGCUUAGUUUAGUUUAGAGGUUGUUUUACAUUUAUUCCACCUUUCUACUACUUUCAACUCAAGACAUUGGAGUAUCAGGCUUAAUCUUUUCUCAACAGUGAGGAACUUAAACACAAUUGUAUGAAAUGGUCAUAAAUGGUCAUCCAGGGAGGAGGUCAGGUUAGUCUGGGUGUAUGCCAGCGUGUUUCACACAGACUGGGAUGAGAGUGGGGUGGGGAGACGGUCAACUGGAAGUAAAGAUGGUAUUGCAAAAUCUGUCACUAUUGUAAAUGAUAGUCUUGUCCAACAUGAUUGCAAAGCUUUAAUUUUGUUCCUUAUUCCAGUAAAUAAGAUGGUGAUUUUGGCGGUUUAUACAUUUACAUGUACACACUCCAGGGCAAGCUACCAUGCUUGUGUGCUUGAAUAAGGUUUUAGGUCUUGGACUGAGCUUUUCUCUCUCUCCAAUCCCCUUCACAGUUCUGGCAGCUGUACAAUGCUAUGACUCUGUUUCGGUUGGCAGGACAUGAAGACUGUAAAGAGUGGCAGGUAAGGACAGAAAUACUACCCUACAAUCUCCAUAAAAUCCCUUGUUUUUAAAUACAAUACAGUACAACAUGUCUCUACUUCCAGCCCCUGUCUUGUGCAAGCUCGUCUAGAAUUUUCUUGUAACCUAUGCUCAUUACAAGACUACUCUCUGACGCUGGAAGUUAAACUUUGUAGUCAUGACAUCUAGUAUAAUGACAUCACAUGUCAUUCCUAAUGCUUUUGUUUGUAUCUUUCAGGUAUUUAUGUUGGCACUGACAUUUCUUGUCCUAUUCCUGGGGAAUUUUCUCACCACAUUGAAAGUUGUUCACCAAAAGAUCCAGGAAAACCCAGAAAAGGUGCAAAAGCAGGAGUGA
This is a messenger RNA of Coregonus sp. 'balchen', 7735 nucleotides long. The record is from the annotation of a GenBank genome assembly. Lineage: Eukaryota; Metazoa; Chordata; Actinopteri; Salmoniformes; Salmonidae.